AAAGUGUUCCGCUGUUGGUCGGCAGCUUUCUUCCUGUGAACUGCCGCCGACGUCUUCGCGCUGUAAAACCAGAGUUCCAUGACCUACACGUGCUGUGGUGCUCUGCUCCCCAAAAGCAGUCAUGUGUUAGUUUUUUCCGAUGCUUCAUCUUGUUCCAGAAGAGUUACUUUGGUUUUCUGGAAUACAAGGUGCUCAAUGAACCGGGAGCCUCCAUGAAUGACACAGCCAGCUCUUGCCAGCAAAUGGCUAAAAACUGCACCUCACAUGUAGCAGGGAUGGCACAAGAGGACAGCCACCGGGAUCAGGUGCCACCCCCUUUCUAUCAUGAAACCAGCCAGGAACUUGAUUUGUCCACCAAAGUGUGCAAAAGGGAGUCUGGGAGCCCUUAUUCUGUGUUGGUGGACCCCAAAGCGAGUAAGCCGCAUCUCCACGAAAGAGAGGAGCAGCCAUAUUUCAGGGAGGACAGAACAGUAGGAGAGGCCCGAGCCGUGAAAGAAGACAGGGAGAACUCUGACGACUUGCAGGAGGAGGAAGAGGAGGAAGAUGAAGUGACUUACAAAAGGGAGCAGAUAAUAGUCGAGGUAAACCUUAACAACCAAACCUUAAAUGUAUCAAAAGGGGAGAAAGGGGUCCCCUCCCAGUCCAAAGAAACUGCUGUUCUUAAGACCAGCAGUGAGGAAGAGGAGGGUGACAGUGGGGAGGAAGAGGCCACUGAAGACAGUAAUGAUUAUGAGGAGAAUGAGAGGCAGAAGAAAAAACAAAGAGAGGCGAAAGAUAGUGUUGCACAAAGGAGGACGCGGAGAGCUGCAUCUGCUGCAGCCGCCACAACUUCCCCUACUCCCAGAACUCCACGGGGGCCUAGAAAGAGCGUUGAACCCCCCAAACGUAAGAAGAAAGCUGCAAAGGAGCCCAAGGCACCUGUGCAGAAAUCAAAGUGUGAAGAAAAGGAGACUUUGACCUGUGAGAAGUGCCCCAGGGUGUUUAACACACGCUGGUAUCUGGAGAAGCACAUGAACGUCACUCACAGGCGCAUGCAGAUCUGCGACAAGUGUGGGAAGAAAUUUGUGCUAGAAAGUGAGCUCUCCCUUCACCAGCAAACAGACUGUGAAAAAAACAUCCAGUGCGUUUCCUGUAAUAAGUCAUUCAAGAAGCUAUGGUCCCUUCAUGAGCAUAUCAAGAUUGUCCAUGGAUAUGCAGAGAAAAAAUUCUCCUGCGAGAUAUGCGAGAAGAAGUUCUACACCAUGGCUCACGUGCGCAAGCACAUGGUUGCACAUACUAAGGACAUGCCAUUCACCUGUGAAACCUGUGGAAAAUCCUUCAAACGCAGCAUGUCGCUCAAGGUUCAUUCCCUGCAGCAUUCUGGCGAGAAGCCUUUCCGAUGUGAGAACUGUGACGAAAGGUUUCAGUACAAGUACCAGCUUCGUUCCCACAUGAGCAUCCACAUCGGGCAUAAACAGUUCAUGUGCCAGUGGUGUGGUAAAGACUUCAAUAUGAAACAGUACUUCGAUGAGCACAUGAAAACCCACACUGGAGAGAAGCCCUUUAUCUGUGAAAUCUGCGGCAAAAGCUUCACCAGUCGGCCCAACAUGAAGCGGCACCGCCGAACGCACACAGGGGAGAAGCCGUACCCGUGCGACGUGUGUGGCCAGCGAUUCCGCUUUUCCAACAUGCUUAAGGCGCACAAGGAGAAGUGCUUCCGUGUCACCAGUCCAGUCAACGUGCCGCCUGCCACCCAGAUCCCCCUCGCCACGACCUCUCCUGCUACCACUGUACCUUCUGUUGCGAACACACCCAGUGCCCCAGCCCCUACUCCGCCGAUCAAUAUGAACCCGGUGAGCACACUUCCUCCCCGACCCAUCGCCCACCCAUAUUCUCACCUGCAGCUUCACCCACACCAUCCGCAUCACCUCCCUGUCCCACCUGUCCCUCACUUACCCCCGCCUCCAGCUCUGUUUAAGAGUGAGCCUUUAAAUCACAGGGGCCAAGGUGAAGACAGUUUUCUGAGGCACCUAGCAGAAAAAAACAGCUCAAUACAGCACCACUAACUGCUUGUCUUCAGCCUGCCAUCCUCUCGGGUCUUUCACACCUGGAGGUGUGCCCCCCCCCACCCAUGAAAUGUCAUGGCGUCGCCCAUAGCUCCAACGGAAGGAUCUUUGCGUUGAUCUCGGCUAUCCAGCAAAGUGAUCAUCGGAUGCAGGGGGGACCCAGCAGAACAGAAGCCCAGCUUGGCUUGCACGUUUUACUGCUGACUUUUAUAGGUUCACAAGGACUGAGACUUCGUGGAUUUUUUUUUUUUUUUUACUGUUUCAUAUCAGCUGAUGAGGUAUGCUUGCUUUUAUAUCCCGGACUUUCUCCUCAAAGAGGGGACGGGCCUGGUUUCCUUUGUACUAAUCGGAAAGACUGUGAGACUAAAUCCCAGAGCAUUAAUUAUCACUGUGUAUUUGUUAAUUUCUUUUCAGCUUUUUCCCCCCACCCCAGUGUGCGUGUGCGCGUGUGUGUGCGCGCUGGUUGAGUGAGCCAGCCACAUGAUCGCAAGAUAUUAAGCAUUAUAGCAAAAAAAAAAGACAGUAAACAAAACUUAAUCUCAUUCGAGUAGUUCUCCUAACACACUCUUUAUUUUAAUACGGAAAAAAUUAUUUUAGAGGGUUUUUUUGUAUAGACCUAUUUAGUAGCCUGUUUCUAAAAUGUAUUUCGAAUAAGCGGUGUAAUUUUUUUCAGUGUAGCUGGACCUAUGUUAUAAUAGAUAAUUUUUAUAAUCAUUCAAAUGUGAUUUCUUUAAAAAAAAGAGAGAGAUGCAGAUAGCUUCUAUAGUAAAAAAAAAUUAUUCUUACAUCUGUACUACUCUAAAAAAAAGGUGCUGGGGGGUGGGAGGGGAAGAAACCCAAGACGUCUAUGGGAAGGCUGACUCGAAAGUGGAGACGAUUUUCAGAACUUUAUAAUAAUUUAUCUGUAUGUGGGGGGGGGGGGUCCUCUUAGCCUUGCAUUAUCUUCUUUCACUUGGAGUUAUAAGACCAGUUACAUUAAACUGCUGUGUUCCCACAAACGUUUUUCACUCAGCUCUGCUAGGCAUAAAGUGUGAAAUGUUUCAGAAGGGGUAGACUCUCUCACGGGGCAAAAUUGGGGUAUGAAACUGUGGAGGGCGGGGGGAGACUCGGCCAGGUGUGGGGAGUGGGAUGUCAUUUCUUGGGCAUAAUUAGAACCGGGUUCAUUAUGUAAAUGCGUGUUUUAAGGUAUGACUUCUGAUUUGGGGAUCAUUUGAUGCUGCUGCUUUUGUGUGUGUUUUUCUCUCCCCCCCCCCCCCCCAAGAUUCUUGAGUUCACUAGGAGAAAAGUGGGGAGUCACAAAUAAGGUGCUGUGUGGCUGGAUAUGUGUAGAAUAAACCUGGAUUGGUGAAUCCGGUGGGAACGUGAAUCGCAAUUCUUAUUCGGUUAACUGGAGUUGAAAUAUGGCACCCUGUAAGCAGCCGAAAUGGCUUAUUGGCACCUUGGUGGAGAAGGCACAGAGACACCUACCACUCUUUAGAGCUCAAAUGUCCCUGUGGCUGUUUUCCCUAAGCUCAGUUCCAUCCCCCCCCCACGCCCCCAAGCAUCUUAUGCUGACCCUCAGCAUGCCAUUUCCUUUCUAAAAGAUUAGGCUUUGGAGCUAAUUAGGUGGGGGGUUAUUGCAUCAGAUCAGCCCCCACUUUUGCAUUCUGAUAACUGUGCUUCUGCCAUCUAACUUCGAUCUUGCGUUUUUUAAAAAAUAUAUAUAGAGAGAAGAUUAGGCCUUUUUGAUACUUGUUCUCAUAUUUGAAUGAUAAUUUCUUAACCCCCCCUCCUCCUUUUUCUGACAAAUUAGUCUUUUAAAGAUGUUGUGAUAACAUUUUAUCUGUUCCUUCUCUUUUGUAGGUAGUAAAGCUAGCUAUAAAAGUGAAACAUUAAUAUAAUGGUUCGCCAUCUUCUAUUGCCUGGGAUGGUUCUGUACAUUCCAUGUCAUGUUUGCAAACCCAUAAUUCUGUAUAGUUUAUCUAUGCUGCAGGCCAACAGUCUGGCCUGGUGAAUCUACUUUUAUAAAUUUAAAGGAAGAAAAAAACCCAAGCUCACCUUGGUAAAUCAGUUGUAAGCCAAUUUUGCAACAAUGGUUUUCUCAAUAAAUUUACAGUAUUU
Gekko japonicus is the source of this 4145-nucleotide messenger RNA. It is a transcript of the gene ZNF652, whose product is annotated as zinc finger protein 652. Gene Ontology annotation, cellular component: nucleus. Gene Ontology annotation, molecular function: RNA polymerase II cis-regulatory region sequence-specific DNA binding; DNA-binding transcription activator activity, RNA polymerase II-specific. The record is from RefSeq and is a predicted model, not a curated record. NCBI's taxonomy places the organism in Eukaryota, Metazoa, Chordata, Lepidosauria, Squamata, Gekkonidae. Gene Ontology annotation, biological process: regulation of transcription by RNA polymerase II. The coding region runs from base 213 to 2045 and encodes 610 amino acids. The transcript has 5 exons.